AUGGUGUCUGGUGCUGAUGAAACUAAGGCUGCUCUGAUCAUCAUCUUUGUUCUUGGGCUUACUUGUUUAUGCAAUGGAACCUUCACACAUAUCCCAUUACCCUUGCCUUAUUAUAGAUUUGUUGUAAGAGAAGCUUGGCACAGUAGACUAUGUGUAGCAAAGAAGAUACUAACAAUCAAUGGACAGUUUCCUGGUCCAACUAUUUAUGCUUAUAGGGGAACCACAGUUUUAGUUCACCUUCAUAACUAUUCUCCUUACAAUGUUACUCUUCACUGGCACGGAGCGAAACAAGAAAGGUAUCCUUGGUCUGAUGGCCCCGAAUAUAUCACACAAUGUCCGAUUAAACCGGGUGGGAGUUUCAAACAGAAGAUUUUAAUUGCAGCCGACCAAGAGGGUACCCUAUGGUGGCAUGCCCAUAGUGAUUGGUCUCGAGCAACUGUUCAUGGUGCCAUCAUAGUCUACCCUAAGCUCGGUUCUUCUUACCCCUUCCCAAGACCACACCAUGAGGUUCCCAUCAUAUUAGGAGAAUGGUGGAAGAAGAAUGUGCUGGAGGUAUUAGAGGAAUCAGUUAUAACCGGGGCAGACCCAAAUGUUUCUGAUGCAUUCACCAUUAAUGGUCAACCUGGUUUCCUCUAUCCUUGCUCUAAUCUAGGUGCCUACAAGUUAUGGGUUCAACAAGGGCACACAUAUCUCCUACGGUUUAUAAACGCGGCCAUGAACAACGUCCUAUUCUUUUCCGUAGCCAAUCAUGAUUUAACUGUGGUUGCAGUUGACGGUAGCUACACCAAACCCAUGACAAGGCCACAUAUCACCAUCUCCCCAGGUCAAACACUUGACGUGUUGUUACAUGCCGAUCAACCUCCUUGUGGCCGAUAUUAUAUGGCUGCUAGAAGCUACACAUCUGGGAACAUAUCUUUCGAUAAUACAACCACAACCGCCCUCUUAAAAUACAUAGAUUGUUGGAGGUUCAACUGGUCGAGACCUACCAUGCCGUAUCUUCCAGCAUACAACGACGUAUCAUCUGCAGUUAAUUUCUCUUUCAGCCUCCGUAGUCUCGCCAACAAUAGAUAUCCCAUCAGUGUCCCACUAAACAUCACCACCAAAAUCAUCUCAACCGUCUCAAUCAACACCCGCCCUUGUAAUCAUACAUCCGGCGAAUCAAAAAACAUUACAUGUCAGGGCCCAAACGGGACAAGACUAGCUGCCAGCAUCAACAACGUAAGCUUCGUGAUCCCAACACGGAUUGACAUACUACAAGCCUAUUACAACCGACUUAAGGGCGUGUUCGAUACACGGUUCCCAAACUUUCCUCCGCUCGAAUUCAAUUACACUGCGGAGGACUUGCCGGUUUCGUUAUUGACUCCAACGAGGGCGACUAAGGUGAAGCUGUUGGAGUAUAACGAGAACGUGGAGAUGGUUUUCCAAGGGACCAGUUUGUUGGGUGGUUUGGAUCAUCCUAUGCAUAUACAUGGUUAUAACUUCUAUGCAGUUGGAGGGGGGCUUGGGAAUUUCGACAAGAAUAAGGAUCCAAUGAAAUACAACCUUGUUGAUCCACCUCUAAGAAAUACUGUAUGUGUCCCAAUUAACGGAUGGAUUGCAAUCAGAUUUAAAGCUAAUAAUCCAGGAGUUUGGUUUAUACAUUGUCAUUUGGAGCGACACUUAACUUGGGGAAUGAAUACUGUAUUAAUCGUAAAAGAUGGAAAGCGUCCCGAGGAGAAAAUGUUGCCGCCUCCUCGCGACAUGCCCCCUUGUUAGC
Molecule: messenger RNA, 1756 nt
Organism: Impatiens glandulifera
Lineage: Eukaryota; Viridiplantae; Streptophyta; Magnoliopsida; Ericales; Balsaminaceae
Product: laccase-15-like
Exons: 7
Coding region: 1-1755 (584 amino acids)
Biological process (GO): lignin catabolic process
Cellular component (GO): apoplast
Molecular function (GO): copper ion binding; hydroquinone:oxygen oxidoreductase activity
Source: RefSeq, a predicted model, not a curated record